AUGUGUAGUAUAUUAAAUUUCAGAAAAGACCCAUCAAAAACUCCCAAAGUUUGGGAAAGAGCUCGAAGAGAAAAAAUGAAAAUUUAUUUUAAUGAAUUACAAGAGGUUUUACCUUUUUACGAUCCGUCGACACCUAUGUCAAGAUUUGAAAUAUUACAAAAAUCUAAAAUAUGUAUUAAAGAUCUUCAGGAUCAAAAUCAAGAUUUGUUAAAUGGUGGUUUCGAUGAAGUUUACAAAUUGUUAAAAAGAGUCGAUCAGUUAACUGAUUUAUUAAAGGCAGCAAAUAUAAUGAUUCCUCCUUUAGAAACAUAUUCUGAAGAUUUUAAAAAUGGUAAUUCGCUCAAAUGGAUGAAUCAACGCCCAAAAAAAUGGUCUGAAAAAAUUAAUUUAGUAGUUCCAGAUGAAAAAAUUCAAAGCGUUUUGUCAUUAAUUAAAGAUUAUAAAAAAAGCAUUUCUAAAAUUCAGAAGAAAAAAGAUAGCGAAAAUUCAUUUAAUGAAUCUGAAUCUCCCACACAUUUUAAAGAAAAUCAACCUGUGGAUUAUAACAAAUUGUCUACAAAUAGUGCACAAUUGAAUAAGAGUGAUAAUAAAAAUAGUAAUAAUAAUAAUAAUAAUAAUGAAAAUAAAAGUGAAGUUGUGGAUAAAAGUGUAAAUAGUAAAAGCAACUCUAGAAAAAAGAAAAUUAUUAUUAAUCAAACAAAUAGUUCACCUAUUCAAGGAUUUGAUAGCUGUCUAGAUGUAAGGUCUCAAAAUUCGAUUUCUUCAUUAUUACAAAAUCAUAAUAUAGGAAUUCCGAAAAUUGUGGAAACUCCUCAUAAUAUAGUUUUGCCAUCAACUCCGAGUGUAUUACAAUCGAAUACUUUUCUGUUAACUAACGAUGGAAAUCUGGUUCAACUACCCAUUUUAAAUUCUUCAAGCACUGUUUAUGAUCCUAAUCCCAAUUUACUGACACAAACAGCCAUAGUUAGACCAAGUACAGGAUUGUUAACACCAAUCGUAAUAAACAAGCCAUCACCAGUUAUUGUAUUACAAAAGCCUGCUCCUCAAAUUAUACAAACGGCACAAAUUUUGAAUGCAGCUCCACAAGUGAUUAGCGUUUCAAAACCCAACGUACAAAUUCUAAACAGUUCAAUUAUCUAUACUUCAUCUAAUCCAGUUGCUAAUUCAAAAAUUUUAUCUCACAUAUUAUCAAAAGCUCCAGCAAAUAAAAAGAGAAUAAUGAGAGAUUCUACUACCACGACGUAUGUAAAUAAAAUUCCUAUUCCAGCGUUAUCAAAACAAUCAUAUGCGAAAAAAAAUAUAUCAAAUAAUGUGGGAAAUGAAAAAAACAAAUCUAAUGCUAAUAAAUCUAAAGAAACAACCGAUAAACAAACGGAUGAAGAAAAUAAAAAAAAUGAAAACCAAACUCCUGAUCAAGUUUUAAAGGAUACCGACGAAUCCAAAAACAAUAAAACUCAAGAAAAAGAAAAAAAAUCAUCUGUAGAAAAUGAAUUAGAAAGCACGCGUAAAAGAAAUUUAGAAGAUGAAAAAAAAGAAAGUUGCAAAAAGGCAAAAUUGAAAAAUAAUGCCGGAGAUAACGUAUUCAAGCCUAUAGAGAAUCCUAUUGAAACUGACGCCAUGUUUUGUAAUUUGGGAUUACCCAAUUCCAUAAACACUUCUCUAUCCAUUUCACCCACUGCGGCAUUUUUAUCUAGUUUCCCAAUUGUGGCUCCCAUCAGACCGGAAACGGAUGAAGAUUUAGGCGAAAAGAAAGUUGAUGAUAAUAAAAGUUUGAGGCAAAUUGAAAAUCAUUUAACACCUUUGGAACAAAAUGAAGAAAGGAAUAUUGUAAACAACCAAGAACGAAAAAGUAAUGCAUCGAAAGACUUUUUGACACAAUCAGCUGAAGAACAAUCUGUCACUCAGGAAAAUAUUUCAAAAGAAAAACGAAAUAACUUGGGAGAUGUCGAGUUAAAAUUAAUAUCAGACUCCGCUGUAAAUAAUAAUUUUGACAAUAAUAUAACCGCUAAUAGUAAUUUGACUAACGGUAACAAUAAUACCGGUCACGGAAAUAACAGUGAAAGUAAUAGCAAUUGUAGUAUUAGCACCAGCGUCCAUAAUUCAAAUAAUAAAAACAACAACGAAACUCAACUUCAAAAUCAACCAAAUAAUAAUAAUCACUUCGAUCCUUGUAAAAGUUGGGCUCAAUAUCAGCAAAAUACAUGCGAUAUUCGACCUGAAACUUUUUUUCUACCCGCGGACAAUCUUCAAAUUGGCCAAGCGUUGACAUCAAUUGAAGGAUCCUCUGGUGUUGAUUUAAAUUUUCCAGGAAUAAAUACAAAUUUAAAUAACGUCACUUAUAAAUCGUAUGGGUCAAGUGCAAUUUCAAAAUCCAAUAAUAAUUCAAAUAUUCAAAACAUGGUACACGACAUACCCAAUAUUAAAAAUAAUACUUUUGAAUAUGGUCAAAAAGAAAAUUUUAUGAAUCAAGCACCGUCGUAUAACAACGAAAGAUCUACUGCUCAUAAAAAAUCAUGUUCGAAUAACGUGGGAGAACCUUUCGUUGGAAACAAGGCUCAACAACCGACAAAUUACACUCUUGAUACUAAUCCUCCGUAUCAAUUAGUACCCGCUAAGGAAGUACCGAAUCAAAGAAACGCUCGAACGGUUAAUUGGAUGACGGAGCCAGAUGUGAGAAAUCGAAACAUGAUAUACGGGUCUCAAAAUGACAAAAUACCCGCUUUAAAACCUCCCAUCUACGCCCAAUCAGACAACAAUUUUUAUACAAACGGUCAAAAUGCUAAAUUGAUUGGGGGGGAUUGCACGGAGCAAUUCAUCACUGUCGAUCAGAGUAAAAUGAAUUAUCACAAAAAUGAUUUCUACGGAAAAGAUCAAAGGUGUAAACCAAUGGAUAAAAGAACGGAUGGGAAAUGUUAUGUCAAACCGACACAAAAUUCUUACAACAACAUAUUCGAUUAUAAUUACACCCCUAAUUGUUUCGCAGAAGAAGACUCAUCCAAAUAUUGUAAUAACGGACAAUCAUCAUACGUUGGUAAAAGUAAAAAAAAUAACAACGGAUCGACAGGUCAAAAGAAAAAAUCUGAAGGUAUGAAUAACGAACAUCAUGGAGUGGUGGAGUCAACGAAGAAACCUCCAGAACAAAUAAUAACAAAUCUCGAUUUCAAUCCAAUUCCCAAUCAAGAAUGUUUCACUUGGAUGCCUGGUAAAAAUGUCGAUUGGCUUGCCGGUAAAUCCUUCGGAUUGGAUAACAAUUUAGUCGUGCCAUCGACGCUCCCCACUUUAGUGGGCGAUCUAGCAUUAGGUACUUCGACGAACGACAUCCAUCUUGUGAAAAAUAACGUCAAUUCGAAAAUCGGCGGCAUUCAUUCUAAUUUGAAAACUCUACCGAACGAUAUCGAUAAGGAAUAUGCCGAGUUGGGAAUUGGAAACAAUGUUAAUUUAGGAAAACCCGUAGUAGACGGCGGAGUCAGCGACGGAAGUAAACAAUACCUGGAACCAUUUGCUAACUUAUCGAAAAAUAUUUUCGAUAUGACUCCGUCGAAUGUACAAAAUAAUAAUAAUAAUAAUACGCAGGUGCCUAAAAAUGAUUUUACCUUAAACAACAACAGCAAUAACAACCACAACAACGAAACGAUCGUUUUAAAAAAUAUUUUCGAAUUACCCGUGUCGAAAAGUUCAUCCUCCGCGACGACGACGACGACAGAUUUCAACAGGCAAAAACAAAGAAACAUAUCGAAUAACACACAAAAUAGUUUUUUGUCCGUUAGCCAAUUGGUCGAACCUCCAAGUUUCGAGGGAACGGCAAAAUUGGACAGUGGAUUGGAUACCGGAGGAACCAAAACGGAAAUCUACGGUCAGAAUUAUACGAAUUUCAACAAUCAGAAAACGUACAAGAGUAGCAAAAGUAGGAGUUCCCAUUGUAAAUACGGGGAUAGAAAAUAUCAAGGAUAUAAAAAUACCGGAAGUAGCAAUUAUACAGCGGAAGCGUUGAUACGUUCGAAUAACAAUAAUAAUAAUAGCAAUGUCGGGUGUCAAUCGAACGAUUUUGCCGUGGAUAUAAAUAUAAAUUAUUUAAAUGGUAAAACUAGUCAAAAAAUAGAACAGUUUACAAAUGGUGGGAAAACGGAUUUCGAUAUAAGUGGAAAAUCCGGGGAUUUUCAAAGCGGUUCCAAUCAAAACAUUUACACGGAUUUUAAUUUUUCCAGUCCUGUACCGAAUUUCGGUAUUGGAUCGACGACGGUUGGAAAUGCAGGAGAAUUUACCGGACACGAUCCCAAUUCUAAUUUUCCAGGGCAAAGUCAUACCUUUUUCACGGAUUUCAUAACUCCAGAAUAUCCUCUGACGGAAAAUCCAUCCAAUUCUUUACUCAUACCUCCUUCUUUGCAAAAUAGUUUCGUCGUGGAAAAGAAACCGUCGCAUUCGACGAACGAAAAAACUAAAAAUAAUUCGAAACAUUAUUCGUCGAGAAAUAGGAAAAAUUUCGAUUGUCCAAAAUCGAGUUUCAACGAGUUUUCCAUACCUCCAAGCAAUGCAAUUUUCACCAGCACAACGUUGGCGUGUCCCCCUCCGACGAUAUUCACAACGUCCGCAUGUUCGAAUUUACUACCCGUUCCUACUCAGAGUAUUCCGAUAAGUUUUUCGAGUCCGCCAUCUUUUACGACGAGUAACAUUUCUUUUCCUCCACUCACGACGAUGACGACGACGACGACAUCGUCGACGUCGAAUAAUGUUAAUUAUCAUAAAUUUACGAAUUCUUCGACGCAAAAUUCCACUCCGAGUUCAUCAUUUUUACCCAAUAAUGCUGGAAUGUUUACGACGUGCACGUCCAAACCCAAUUCGUCGAUAACCGAAUGUUUUCCUACCAAUUCAUUAGGAAGCGUUACCAAUGCCGUCAUAUCUUCUGCUUUUUCAGCUUCCAACGUUCCAUUUUCAACGUCGCAAUCAUCGAUAUCAUUUUUCUCGUUAUCGAAUCCCAUAAUUCCCUCUUCAUCCCUUCCAUCAUCGACGAGUAAUUCUUUGGCAAAUUUUAAUUUGAGUACAAUUUUCCCUGAGAUAAAUCAAAAAGGAAAUUAUCAUUAUUCUUGA
Messenger RNA from Pediculus humanus corporis (human body louse), 5085 nucleotides. RefSeq lists its product as uncharacterized. The transcript is spliced from 3 exons. NCBI's taxonomy places the organism in Eukaryota, Metazoa, Arthropoda, Insecta, Psocodea, Pediculidae. Gene Ontology annotation, molecular function: protein dimerization activity. The record is from RefSeq and is a predicted model, not a curated record. The coding region runs from base 1 to 5085 and encodes 1694 amino acids.